Messenger RNA from Symbiodinium sp. CCMP2456, 165 nucleotides. Lineage: Eukaryota; Dinophyceae; Suessiales; Symbiodiniaceae. The record is from the annotation of a GenBank genome assembly.
GAGGCAGUCCAGUCUACCAGGGAGGCGAUCGCGAACGAGGCCAAGCUGGUGGCGCGAGACAUGGCCGACCUGAAGGACGGCGUGCGGGAAGGCGUCCGCCUCACUGUGCAGGACACGUCUUCCCUCCGAGAGCGGCUCGGAAGGGACACUGAAACCUUGCGCAAG